This is a messenger RNA of Terrapene triunguis (Three-toed box turtle), 4366 nucleotides long. Its product is annotated as spermatogenesis-associated protein 13. Gene Ontology annotation, biological process: lamellipodium assembly; filopodium assembly. The transcript has 14 exons. The record is from RefSeq and is a predicted model, not a curated record. Gene Ontology annotation, molecular function: guanyl-nucleotide exchange factor activity; protein binding. Gene Ontology annotation, cellular component: cytoplasm. Lineage: Eukaryota; Metazoa; Chordata; Testudines; Emydidae. The coding region runs from base 359 to 4168 and encodes 1269 amino acids.
AUAUGGUAGUUGUGUAAUAUUUUCAUGCAAUGGAUUUUCAUGCACUUACAUUAAAUCUCAUCUAAAAGAAUCAAUGGCUGUUGGAAGACUUAAAAAUAGAGCAUCAUCCCUAUGGGGCCAAUCCACCUGUGGAGUAACUAUAGAAAUAAAUGGAGUUGCACCAGGGAUGGAUUUGGCCUUACACAUUUGAAAUAAAAAGGCAGUGCAGUCUGAAGAGCUCAGUUCACACAGUAGAUGUGAAAACAAGGCAAGAAGAGGUGCAGUAGAUGAAGGGCUGGGACCUGGGACAACUGAGGAAGAUGGUAUUGUGGAUCUGAGCCAUAGCACCUUCUGCCCUCAUGCUAAUGGCAUUGAGGACAUGACAACAUUUCAGAAUGGCUGCGGAAAUGGCACCACUGUUACCUGUAUAGUAAUGGAUAAUAAAGAACCAAGAAGUAUAACUAGCAAUGGGGGAUGCUAUAGCAACAACAGUGCUGAAGAGGAAAUACAAGAUGACCAUCUCAGCCCUUCAAAAAUUAUGCGCUUUUUCUCUACCCCUAGGAAACGAACUACCUCCAACUCAGAAAGGCCUCGUUCUCUGAUUGUGAUGAGCAGCUCUUCAACGUGGAAUGCUUUGUCUUCCAUUAGAAAAAUGGGAUCUUUCAAGAAAUUAAAAUCUUCAGUUCUUCAAGGAAUUCAGGCCAGAGAAAGCUCAGAUGGCUUAAAUGAGAACACUGUGGGAAAACAUGUCUUGAAUGGUGCAGUGGUGAGAGUUCAGACUAACCGGUAUUCUUAUUCGGGACCUUUACAUGAUUCUCAUAAUGCAGUGGAUGGUUUGGCUUCUGAUUGCUCUGAUGUAGAGGAAAGUGAUGAUUCCUUCCUGAGGAAUACUCACCGAUCACGCAGUAUCAGACGUGCCUAUGGUGUUGGCCGCAUCAAUUUAUUAGACACCGAUAAAAUUCAGAGUCAGCAGAACUGCACGAGGCCAACGUCUCCCAUCACCCAGGAGCCAAAGAUCUGUGAAAUUUUAGUGAAAGAUCCCGAAAACAACAGGAUUAUCUACAGGAGAAGCAAAAGCACAGAUAGCUUAAACUUUCUGAAAAAGAGCUCGUUCAAACGAAAGUCCACCUCAAAUCUCACUGACCUCAAGAUUGCAAGUGAAAAGCAAGUGCCACAAAGGACAGUAAGCACUUCCUCUGCUGACUCCGACAAAACCAGUGGAAACCCAGAGAGACGGUCAAAACGCUGGAAGAGCCCUAUCAGAGCAAAGGAUUUUGACAGAGUUCUGAAACUUGUAAGCAAUGUUACAGAUGUUGCAUGGAAGAAAGAUGGUCCUAUGAGCACGACGACUCCUCUGAACGAACAAAACCAGAGAACAAGGCCAAACAGCAGACUACAUGACGACUACUCCCGCAGGGUUUCUAGUAGCAAUGAAAAUGACAGACGGAGGUGCAUUUCCCCUGUGUGCAGUCCAGAUUCUACCUUUUCUGGAACUCCGCAUCUUCAUAGUCCAACUGUUUCUCAGGAUACAGACACUGAAACAAAUGUAUUUACUGGUGAGGCCAACAGCUUCAGGACAUUAUCAUGUGUCUUAGAUGAUGUUCGUUCCUCACACGCUUUUAACGACUUUAGUGCACUUCCUAAUGAAGUGUUUUAUGUAGACUCUGAUGAACCAAAAAGUACCAGCCAGUUUACGUGUGAAUCUGAGCAGCCUAGCAUUCCUCUUAGGCCCACUGCCCCUAAACCUCAGAGCCCCAGUGCUGAGAAGGUCAAGUGCAAUAUUAAUUUCCAUUGCCCGGAUCGUCACAGUACAUUGUCACUGAGCUCAAUGGAAAGCGAGGAAAGAGUUGAGUUACCUGCUCCGAAGUUGGGGAGAAAUCCUGUUUGCCUCCAGGACUCAGUGCAAACUGGGUACUAUGAUGAUGGAAAUGAAGACAGUGGCAUAAGCAGCCACUCUCAGCUGAGCCUCAAUUUAGCUUCUGGUACCGAAGAAAAGAAGGAAGAGGUUGUUAUUGAUGACCAGUGGAGGAUGUCCCCAUCCCAGGAUGAAGAAAGGAUAGAUGCACAAAAGUUCACUCCCAGAAGAUGGGGCUCUGGAAAAAGAUCUCGGCCAAGGCCACUCUCAGACUAUGGUCAGUUGGCAAUCAGGAGUUUCUCAAUACCAGAAGAUUCAGUUGCAGUGGAGUCUCAGAAAACAGACUAUGUAGAUGGUGAAAGUCAGCCUGGAUUGGCUUCUGUGGAGUCUACAGCUCAAAUCAGUACAGUAGGUCUCCAAAGAGGGCGAAAACAAAGACCCAUCUCUGUAAUAGGUGGGGUCAGUUUCUAUGGGAGCAGCCAGACAGAAGAAAUAGAAGAUCUGCUGACACAACCAAUAACACGGCCUCCUGUUCCAGCCCACCAAGUUCCCCCAUAUAAAGCUGUUUCAGCCAGGUUCCGGCCCUUCACCUUUUCACAAAGCACCCCCAUUGGCCUGGAUCGAGUGGGACGGAGGCGGCAAAUGAGAGCAUCUAAUGUUGUUACAGAUGGUGAAACUGAAUCUUCUGCCUUAGUUGAUGACAAUGGUAGUGAGGAGGAUUACAGUUAUGAGGAGCUCUGCCAACCCAGCCCUAGAUACCUGCAGCCUGGAGGGGAACAGCUAGCAAUUAAUGAGCUAAUAAGUGAUGGCAGCAUGGUCUAUGCAGAGGCACUGUGGGACCACGUGACUAUGGAUGAUCAAGAGCUAGGCUUUAAAGCUGGGGACGUCAUCAGAGUCCUUGAAGCUUCCAACAAAGACUGGUGGUGGGGAAGAAAUGAAGACAAGGAAGCCUGGUUUCCAGCUAGCUUUGUCAGGCUACGAGUUAAUCAGGAAGAACUUGGAGAAAAUUGUGGUAGCAUCCAGGAUGAAGAGCAACAUGCAGAUGCUAGCAAACAUCGCCAAAAAAUUGCUGAAAACAAGGAUCAGAUGAGAACCAAUGUGAUACAAGAAAUAAUGAACACGGAGAGAGUCUAUAUCAAACAUCUCAAGGACAUCUGUGAGGGAUAUAUUCGGCAGUGUCGUAAACAUACAGGAAUGUUCACCAUGGCUCAGUUAAACACCAUUUUUGGAAACAUUGAAGAUAUUUACAAAUUCCAAAGAAAGUUUCUGAAAGAUCUUGAGAAACAGUACAACAAAGAGGAACCUCAUUUAAGUGAAAUAGGAUCCUGCUUUCUUCAACAUCAAGAAGGUUUUGCCAUCUACUCAGAGUAUUGUAACAAUCAUCCCAGUGCCUGCCUUGAGCUUUCCAACCUAAUGAAACAGAGCAAAUACCGUCACUUCUUUGAGGCCUGUCGCCUGCUUCAGCAGAUGAUUGACAUUGCUAUUGAUGGCUUUCUCCUUACACCUGUUCAGAAGAUCUGUAAAUACCCUCUUCAGCUUGCAGAGUUACUCAAAUAUACUACCGAAGAGCACGGUGAUUAUAACAAUAUACAGGCAGCGUAUGAGGCCAUGAAGAAUGUAGCAUGCCUCAUCAAUGAGCGCAAACGAAGGCUGGAAAGCAUAGACAAGAUUGCACGCUGGCAAGUAUCUAUUGUUGAUUGGGAGGGGCAGGAUGUUUUAGCCAGAAGCUCAGAACUGAUCCACUCGGGCGAACUGACCAAAAUCUCAAAGCAAGGCAAAAGCCAGCAGAGGAUUUUUUUCCUUUUUGACCAUCAGCUUGUGUUCUGUAAAAAGGACCUGCUGCGACGGGACAUGUUAUAUUACAAAGGUCGGAUUGAUCUGGAUGAGAUGGAACUUGUGGACAUUGAGGAUGGCAAAGAUAAGGACUUUAACAUUAAUAUCAAGAAUGCUUUCAAAACUGUGAAUAGAGCAACAGAAGAGGUUUAUUUGUUUUGUGCAAAAAAACAGGAAGAUAAGAAAAGGUGGCUGGAGGCAUGUGAAAAUGAAAGGCGAAGAGUGCAGGAAGACAAAGAAAUGGGAAUGGAAAUCUCAGAAAAUCAAAAGAAACAAGCCAUGCAAAAUGCGAGAAAAUCAAGGCAUGGAAAAAUUAAAGGUAUAAGUUAUAAUGGAUGUCCCAUGCCUCCUCCACACCAGAGUUUACAUCCUAUUCAUCAACGCCACAUCACUGUCCCCACCAGCAUUCCACAGCAGCAGGUCUUUGCCCUGGCAGAACCCAAACGAAAGCCAUCCCUUUUCUGGCACACCUUCAACAAACUUACCCCAUUCAAGAAAUGAGAGGGCCAAAGUCAUUGGAAGGACGUUGGCUGAAGGAGAGAUGUCUUCCUGAGAAGAACCUUUGGGACGUAGUUGAACAUGUUUGAGCCGGAAAACCAUUAAUUCUCCCUUUUGGAGGUAAAGACCUAGCUCUGCCUGAGCCAAAAACAUCACCUUUGUCUAGAAGGAAAAUGAAGUUCAUGAGGUUCUAUGAUGAAG